AUGGGCUUGGAAAAGUGUCGAGCACAGGCACUUAAUCCUGCAACAACCACAGAAUUCUUCAAGUUACUUAAGGAGAUAUCAGAGAAGUACGACAUCGCACAGGAGAAUAUCUACAAUAUGGACGAAAAGGGGAUACAGUUGGGGAUAGGGAAACGUGUCCUGGCAUUGGUUGAUCGCGACCAAAAGGAAGUUUACCAGGUUGAAGAUGGGAAUCGCGAGCUGCCAGUAGCUGCAACACAGCCAUCCCUCCUAGUUUUGCGGGAGCACAACACUGCCGAUCCUAAUCCCAAUCCUGAGCCCGCAGAGCUACCUUUGACGGAGGUAACAAACACACAUGCGCGCCAAUUCCGGCUUGCAAGUAACACAAUGAUGAUGCCACGGCCAGCGGGAGCAUCUCGCUCAGCCCUGUUGCGAGAAAAUGCCGAACUUCGAAAGCUAAUGGAAAUGGCUGCUUUUCAAAUGGAAAAGGACUAUACGCAGAAAGUUCUCAUGGAUCAAGAAAAUGAGCGAAUUCGAGGACGUCUUUUUCAGAAGAUUAACAAACCAUUGAAGAAGCAGUCAAAUGCCUAUGCACGGCAUAUGACCUCAGAAGAGUCGUUACAGCAGCUGGCAGAGGAAGACUGGAAGGCGAAGAUGAAGAUCAUGUUCACAUCGCAUGAAUGGAAGGAGUGGAAGACAAAGUGUGCAACAAAACGGAAAGAGAUGGCAUUGGAGGAAAAGGAGAAAGAGAAGGAAGCGGGACGGGCAGAACGUGCUGCUCUAAAGGAGAAAAGAGCCAACAAAAAGGCAGAGGAAAAGACGAGAAAGGCGGAAGAAAAAGUGGAACAAGAAAGAGAAAAGGCCAUGGAAAAGGAACGAAAAGCAUUAGCAAGGACUCAUGCUAUGCAGAAAAAGAAGCAGGUGCAGGAAAGGGCAAAGAUGGAGAAAGCUAUCAGGAGCUUGGCUGCCAAAGAGGCGAAGGCUGCAGCUGCCGCAAAAUUGGCCAUGAAGAAGACCAGGUUGAGGAGCAGGAAGCAGACGCACACAGACAAUGAAGAAGGCAUCAAUGAUGAUAGCGCAGACACUCACGAUGGCAGAAAAGAAAUGGAUCCCCCAGGAGUAUUACCAACAUCUUCACCUGUCCCAUCAACGAUGCUAAAGCCCAGGCCACGUCCACGGCCCCUACACCGUGUUGCAAUCAUGUCUGGUAGCCAACCAACAUCUCCUACAUCUCUGGUACUUCAGCACCUGCCAUCCACACAAAAAGGACCACCCAAGGCCAUAUUGACGCCGGAAUCAGAGGCUGAUGGUUCAUGUUCUGAGUCACUUGCUAGCAGCGGUCCAAGGCGGUCUUCACGGGCCAAAAAAGUGGUCAAAAGGUGA
Molecule: messenger RNA, 1362 nt
Organism: Desarmillaria tabescens
Lineage: Eukaryota; Fungi; Basidiomycota; Agaricomycetes; Agaricales; Physalacriaceae
Exons: 2
Coding region: 1-1362 (453 amino acids)
Source: RefSeq, a predicted model, not a curated record